Molecule: messenger RNA, 837 nt
Organism: Aspergillus tubingensis
Lineage: Eukaryota; Fungi; Ascomycota; Eurotiomycetes; Eurotiales; Aspergillaceae
Product: NAD(P)-dependent oxidoreductase
Exons: 1
Coding region: 1-837 (278 amino acids)
Molecular function (GO): NAD binding; oxidoreductase activity, acting on the CH-OH group of donors, NAD or NADP as acceptor; NADP binding
Source: RefSeq, a predicted model, not a curated record
AUGCGCCUCGGCUUCCUCGGCCUCGGCGUGAUGGGCACACCCAUGGCAAUAAACCUAUCAAAACACUACCCCCUAACAGCCUGGAACCGCAGCGCCAGCAAAUUCCACGCUCUCAAGACCUCCAGCCCAACCGCCCGCUUCGCACCCACCCCAACAGCCGUAGCCCUCAACUCCGACAUAAUCUUCACGAUGCUCUUCAACGCGCCCGCAAUCGACUCCAUCCUCACCACCUCCUUCCUCUCCUCCCUCAGAGACAAAAUCCUCAUCAACACCAGCUCCAUCCCCGUCUCAUACAGCCAACACCUCUCGACCAUCAUCCACUCCGCGGGCGGAAAAUACAUCGAAAUGCCCGUCAGCGGGAGCAAGGUCCCCGCAGAGCAAGGACAGCUCGUUGGCAUGAUAGCGGGGGAUCCUGACAUCGUGGAAACGGUCGUGAAGCCUGUUGUUAAGCCGUUGACUUGUGCCGCGGUGUACUGUGGGAAGGAGAUCGGGUCCGGGCUGAAGAUGAAGUAUGCGGUUAAUACGUUGCUGAUUACGUUGACGGUGGGAUUGGCGGAGUCGAUGAAUCUGGCGAGGGCGCAGGGGUUGGAUUUGGAGGCGUGGGGAAAGGUGCUUGCGGCGGGGCCGAUGGCGUCGAGGUAUUCGGGGGUGAAGGUCGAGAAGAUGCUUAGGGGGGAUUGGGAGGCUCAGGCGGCGAUUAAGGAUUGUUUUAAUAGUACGGAGUUGAUUAGGGCGGCUGCGAGGGAGGUCGGGGUGGAGUGUCCGGUGAUGGAUGUUUGUGGGGGGUUGGGUGCGGAGGAUAUGAGUGCUGUUGGGAAGGUAAUUGGGAAGGUGUAG